Molecule: messenger RNA, 7998 nt
Organism: Podarcis lilfordi (Lilford's wall lizard)
Lineage: Eukaryota; Metazoa; Chordata; Lepidosauria; Squamata; Lacertidae
Source: the annotation of a GenBank genome assembly
AUGGAUGAAGCCCAGGAACGCUCCAUGGUGAUGACACCUGGCUUUGCAGCAUCACCCUGGGAGAGGCUGCCGGCGGACCCUGCGGAGGAAGCCAGCUGUCACGUCCCCUGUGUCAGAAGCCUGCUCUGUGUGGUGGUGACUGACCAUUGGCUACUUCCCUGGCAUCCUUGCUCUUAUGAAAACAGACCUUCAUUCUGUAAAACCAUUCUCUCUAAAGCAGCAUUGCACCACUUGAAACAGGCAUGGCUUCCUGCAAAGGAUUCUGGGAACUGCAUUUGGUUGAACUGAGCAUUGUUAGGAGACCCCCAUUGCUCUCCGGAAACUACAGUUCCCAGAAUUCCCUGGGAAGAGGGUUUGAUUGUUAAGCCAGUCUGGGAGUUGUAUGUCUGUGAGGAGAACAGGGCAGCCUUACUCUCUUGGUACUGUUAAACUACAGUUCUCAGGAUUCUUUGGGUGAAACCAUGACUGUUUAAUGCUUCAAAAUUAUAGUACACGUGGAACUUUCAUCUGAGUGUUGCCAUUACAGAAUACAGUAGGGAGGAAGAAGGUUGGGGCAAAAAUUGGAAUUGGUUGACAGGGCCUAUCGUCGGUCAGGUGGACAAGGCAAUAUAAUUUCCAUAGCAGCAAAGCCUCAAAUUAUGUAUUGGCUCAAAUCCUAGUUUCAUAUAUAGCUCUUGUCUCUCAGCACAUCAAAGAAACGGAUGAGACGUUAAGAUAAGUGAAGAGAGUGAUUGUCUGCCAUUUACAUUUGGCAAAUAAACAACUGUCAUCCCAGACAAAAGUUAAGUUAAUUUUAAUCCGUGUUCUCUGGGGCCAGGCAUACAUAAAAAGAGCAUUUAAAAAGAGUGGCUUUGCUCAGAACAAGCUGGACAAUUUUUAAUUUAUACAUUUUUAGUAGGGUUUUGUAAUAUAAAGAAAACAAAGCCAUCAUCCUGAUGCUACUGUUUCAUGACAUCCUAAUUGCUGGCUGCCAUGUCAGGAUGUGAUGGAAGUGUGAUCCCAUUUCUGCUUCUGGAGACUACUUAAGAACAGAAGCUGUUUUUCAGGUGACUAUAGUGCUUCAAAAGCUGUCAGCAAUGUACAAACUGAAGCAUAUCCAGCUGGCGUUCAGCACGGUCCCAGUGUGCCGCAGCUGUGAAAACGGUGAAUUCCAUGCUGGGAAUCAUUAGGGGGGGAUUGAAAAUAAAACUCUCGUAAUGUUGCUGUGCAAAUCUGGUGUUGACCCCAUUUUGAAUACUGUGUACAAUCCUAGUCACCUCACUUCAAAAAAUAUUGUAGAGUUGGGAGUAUGUUCUGUUAAGGAAAAUUCUGUAAUUUCCGUAACAGUUCAGAAAGGGGUAGCCAAAAUAAGAGUGGAGUAACCCCCCUGUGAAGAAGGGUGAUAGCACUUGGGGCCUAUUAUUGUUAUUACUACUACUAUGACUUAUUUAUUAAAUUUGUAUACUGCCCUUCCUCUAUAGAUGUCAGGGCAGUUCACAGCAUAAAAAUGCAAUAUAGAAAUGCAAUAUACAUAAUUAAAAAAACCAAAACAAUUUCCUCCUCUCCCAACCCCAUCCCACAAACACAUUUAAAAGGAUAUAUGAUGUUAGCCAAAAGCCUGGUUGAAGAGGAAUGUUUUUGCCUGGCACUUAAAGGUCUAUAAUGAAGGCACCAGAGGAACCUACCUGGGGAGAGAGCAUUCCACAAACAGGGAGCCACUGCAGAGAAGGCCGGUUCUCAUGUUGCCACCGUCCAGACCUCAUGGAGGAGGCACACAAAGAAGGGCCUCACAUGGUGAUUGGGGGUCUGGGUCAGUUUAUAUCUGGAGGGGCAGUCCUUGAAGUAUUGCAGGCAGUCCUGAGCCAUUUAAGGCUUUAAGAUGUUAAAACCACCACAUGUAACUGGGCCCGGAAGCAAAUUGGCAGCCAGUCCAGUCAGGAUGUAAUAUGCUCAACAUCUUGCCCCGGUGAGCAGCCUGGCUGCCGAAUUCUGCACCAGCUGAAGUUUCCAAACCAUCUUCAGAGGCAGCCCCACGUAUAACAUUUUGAGAAAAAGCAAGUAAGAGUUGGCAUGAUGGAAGUUCAUAAAUUCUGCAUAUCAUAGGGAAAGUGGAUAGAGAAAAGUUUUUGUCUCAAAACACUGGUACCUGUGGACAGCAAAUGCACCUGAAUGUUGGAAGUUAAACUAUGGAAGUCACUCCCACAGAAAUCAGUGAUGGACACCAACUUGGACGGCCUUUAAAUAGGAUUAGACAAAUUCCUGUAGCAUAAGGCUAGCUAUGAAGACUGUUGGGCCUACAUGGUUGGGGGCAGUAAUGCUUCUCAGUACAAGUUGAUGGAAACCCCAGGAGGAGAGACAGCUCUUGUCCUCCGGUUCUGCUUGUGGGUUCCCAACAGGCAUCUAGCUGGCCAAACCUCUGUGCACUUUAGAACCAGAUAGCUUCAUUCAAGGAAUUCAAAUGCUAAGGCAAUGAAACACAGUAUAAGAAAGAAUUUAAAAUCAACGUUCUUGUUUAAAGGGGACAUGCCCCGGACCACCUGAACAAAGCUUGUGGACCAAGCCACCAGCGUGACUUGUCAUAAGGCCUAUGAAAAGGAAGGCAUGCUCUGUUUUCAGCUGAGGGUUGUGCAGGUGCCAUUUGAAGCAUCAACUAUCCCAGAGAAGAGGUGGAGGUUAGGACCCAGUGGAGCUGCCUGCCUCUUUCCCAGCUGGGUCACUCCAGCCAUUUGUCUUCAGUGCUGUCAGCAAGUUAUACAGGGCUUUGUGUGAGGCAUGUACCGAGCUUACCAGCCUCUCCUACCAGCAACCAACAGGUACCUGCAGGAGAAAUGGGACAAAGCCAGUUAUCAGGAGCACUGCAGGAAGGUACACUAUAGACUACAAAAGGGAUGUUGUUGGGGUGUCUUAUUACAGCUGGCAUAUUCCUCACUUGUACCCCCAAAGCAAACUGUAGGGAGUGGGGUGGGGUGGUGGGCAGGUGCACAGGUAAAGACUUUUAAGGAAGAGAACCUGUGGGCACUUGAGAUGCUGUUAAGACUACAGCUCCCAUCAUCCCUGAACAUUGGCCAUACUCACUGGGGGGUUGAUGGGAGGUGGUGUCCAACAACAUAUGGAGAGCCAUCUGUUUUAGAGGAUACUUUACAGCAGGUGUAAAUGUAGAAGAGACAGCUCUCUCCUCCCCUUGCAGGAAGGGAUGCCUCUUGGAAGAUAGAGCUCUCCAUCAGCAGUAUUUACAAUAACUUGUACUUCAUUAAAAUAAUAAAAUAAAGUGGUUUAAAUCUGCUGCUCAGUUACUUGGGGACAUGUUUUACUUGAUAAUAAAAUUAUUAAAUGUUGCAGCCUUAUCAUUAUGCUUUCUUCUGUUCCACUUCUCCUUUAGAAAGGUCAGAGUGGCUUAUAUCACCAGACUCUCACCCUGGGUCUCAGGAAGCUGGACUUGGAUGAAAACAAUUUCAAAUGCCUAAAAAACAUCUUCCAAGAUGAUGUUUUUACUCCCCAUGGCAGGGUGAAAUUUAAUAGCCCCAGAAUGAGUCAUUCAUGGGUUUUGUUGCUGUUUGUACCUAAACGCUGCAGGAGAAUCCCCAGCAGUUCCAAACAGGACUGGGAGAAGAUUCCUGUUUGAAGCCAUUCCCUGACAGUUUGGGUAAUACCAAUGUUCUAGUUACUUGACAUAACACAGCUUCCUGUCAUCCUAUCUUUGAGCCUGAUUUGCUGACAUGAUAGAUCUGGGAGUCUUGUUAAAAUAUUUAAUUGUAGCCAUGUCUAGCUCUUGUGAGCUGUAACAAUGCUGUCAUCAUAUCUAAACUGACCGGUCAAAGAAAUACAAGAAACAGUGUGAAUCCAGAUCAUUAGCUUCAGAUAGUCCUGACACUCUCUCAACCUUGCAGGUGGAACUAGCAGUUCCUGUGAUCAACACAAAAGCCCCACCUACACCUUUGCAUCUUCAGGUGAAUUUGAAGAAACUCCAGGUAUUGUGGAAUGGACUGAACUGGAUGCUCAAUGUGGGCUUGUUUAUGCAGUCACAAUUCAGAAGUUUAUAUCCAAGAGGGUUGGGGAUAUCCUGGGAUAACUGCCCCUUGCAUAUGAAAGGUGAAUGAAAGGUGGUCUUCUGCACUCCAGAACUGAAUGCAAUUGUUGGGCUCACAUAUUUUUGGCUCAGCCAAACAAAUCUCCAGAUGGAAAAUUAAAUUGCCAUCAGCCUCUCAUGUUGUGUGUUUUCAGCUGGAAAGAGAACGCCAAGCUGUUCGGGACCAGGAAAACCGCUCACAUUCUGCCAGACUUUGGCAUAUCAAGCAGUCGCCGGGACGGGUGGACAACUGGAACUUCUAUUGCAUCCACAGGUCUGUAAGUAGUGGGUUUAAAUUAGGCAUGGGCAACUAGUGGCCCUCAGACAAGUAUUGUGGGUGGGUGGGCGGACAAGAAAGAGGGAAUGGGGUGGGUGAGAGGAGGACGAGGAUAAGGACACGUCUUGCACACCUAUAGCCCUGUCUCUGCCCACCAUCAGCAUGUGGUCCCUGGCAGGUGACCCAUGAGAAAAUGGAGUCCUUGACAAAAGAAAAAGUUUCCCGAACCCUGGUUUAAACAGUGACUAGGGCAGGUUCAGCAGAGAUGCCAGAGAGAUCCAAGUUCUAGUCUGAUGGUGGGAGGGAAAAUACAGUGGUACCUCGGGUUAAGAACUUAAUUCGUUCUGGAGGUCCGUUCUUAACCUGAAACUGUUCUUAACCUGAAGCACUACUUUAGCUAAUGGGGCCUCCUGCUGCCGCUGUGCCACCGGAGCACGAUUUCUGUUCUUGUCCUGAAGCAAAGUUCUUAACCUAAGUUACUAUUUCUGGGUUAGCGGAGUCUGUAACUUGAAGCGUCUGUAACCUGAAGUGUCUGUAACCCAAGGUACCACUGUAAUGCCAAAGGCAUGGGUAGGCAAGCUAAGGCCCAGAGGCCAGAUACGGCCCAAUUGCCUUCUCAAUCCGGCCCACGGACGGUCCGGGAAUCAGCGUGUUUUUACAUGAGUAGAAUGUGUCCUUUUAUUUAAGAUGCAUCUCUGGGUUAUUUGUGGGGCAUAGGAAUUCAUUCAUAUAUUUUUUCAAAAUAUAGCCUGACCCCCACACAAGGUCUGAGGGACAGUGGACCGGCCCCCUGCUGAAAAAGUUUGCUGAUCCCUGGCCAAAGGGCACCUCCUGACAUCAAUAAGCUAUUUCCAGGAAGGGGGUGGAGCCAAAUGCAAUCUGAAUUCAGAUCAUUUGGGGCUGGCUGUGGCUCAAAGGGGGCCAGGACGCGAUGCAAUAAACCUAGAUCUAGAACAAAGGGUUUCAAGAUGGAAUGAGGAAGCUGUGGAUCUCUGUACGCUUUUGGACUCAAACUCCCAUCAUCGCUGGCCAUUGGCUAUGUUGGCAGGGGCUGAUGAGAGUUGGAGUCCUACAAGCUCUGAAGGUCCACAGCUCCUCCUCUCCUUCUUUAAAAUAAGACCACCCCCUCCCCUGUGAUCUGCUCUUCCCCGUACAGCUUGAAUUGGGGGAAGCGGCAACGCGAUCUUGCACACAUCUACUGGGAGAACCAAGAGCUGGCGAAGCGUCUGGAAGGAAGGAGGUCAGAACUUGCUCAGGAACGCUGGCAGCAAGACUGGCACAAGGAGCAGCUAAUCCGUAGCAGCAUUGCCCGCUAUCCCCGGGAGACAGUGAGCUGCCAGGUAGUAAGAGUUGGAUUUGCACCGGUCGUGGAAAGUGGAAGGAGGAAAAUCCAUCUACAGUCCCCUCCUUUUAAUAGACACUAGCCUAGGGGCUGCCAACACAACCCUGUGCCCACCAAUACUUGUUUAUUUAUUUCUAUUUAUUUUAAGAGUUCUAACUCGCGCUUUCAUAAAAUAUAUCGAGGUGGCUUACAACAUAAAAUGCAGGAAGAUCAAUCAAUAAAUAUCUGCAAAACACAAUUGAAACAGCAAUAGAUUAAAAAGAAAAAAUAUUCUGAAGACCUGCCUAAAACAAUUCAGCUUUAAAAUAAGGCAGGGGCAUUUCCUGCCUAACCUCUACAGGUAGUGAGUUUCACAGGGCAGGGGCUGCCAUGCUAAAGGCUUGGUCCCUAGUGAAGGCCAACCAAAACUCAGGGUUGCGGGGAAUCGCCUGAAUUGCCCCAUCAGAGGAUCCCAGUGAUCAAGGUCAUGUAUUAGCGAUGUAGAUCUUGGAUUUUCUCCCCCAACUCUUGUGGCCAGCGUGCUUUUUAUUACUAUAAAUAACACAUAUCAGAUUGAAAUGGUUGCCCCACCCCAGAAUGUAAGAUUAGAAGAAGGCCAAUCUAUUGUUUCAAUUUCAUGUUUAGUUCUAUUUGUGCUGGUCUGCGGCCAUCUUAAAAUUUUCCUUGAUUUGGUUUCUGCACCCAUGCAUUACUCCAUUACAAACUAGGAGUUCACCAUCACAGUGACAUGAAUUUAUGGUAAAAUAAAUAAAUAAAUGAAAUAAUUGUCCAGUAGCACCUUAAAAAGGUAAAGGUACCCCUGCCCGUACAGGCCAGUCGUGUCCGACUCUAGGGUUGUGCGCCCAUCUCACUUAAGAGGCCGGGGGCCAGCGCUGUCCGCAGACACUUCCGGGUCACGUGGCCAGCGUGACAAGCUGCAUCUGGCGAGCCAGCGCAGCACACGGAAACGCCGUUUACCUUCCCGCUAGUAAGCGGUCCCUAUUUAUCUACUUGCACCCGGGGGUGCUUUCGAACUGCUAGGUUGGCAGGCGCUGGGACCGAGCAACGGGAGCGCACCCCGCCUUAGAGACCAACUAAGUUUGUUCUGGGUACAAGCUUUUGUGUGCAUGCACACUUCUUCAGAUACGAUACUUGAAUCUAUGAAUUUAAAGAUGAGUUAAAAGUAUAUUAAGGGUGUGGUAACUUAAUAUACAUUGUUAGGCAAUGUGUAAACAUCUACAGCAAGAGAACACGCCACUUAUGUUUUUGUCUUAGUGCCAAUGUGGCAAUGCUCUCAUUAUGGGAUACUCCAGUUCUGGGUCCUGAAAAGAUACACGCGUAUGUACUUUGAGUAGUCUCAGAACAGAAGUUGGCUGUUGAACUCAUGAUCAACCUUUACUAAAUAGCAAAACCAAAUAGUAAAUUAACAAUGUCACAGCAGCAAUUAAAUGGCAGGAGUGGGAAGGUAUAAUUAACAGGAUCACUGCACCUCGUUCUUUAUCACACUGACAUACCAUUCAUUUUCAAUCAGUUAUUUAUUAUGAUUAAGUUAGAUACUGCUUUGGUGCAAAAAGGGCUCUGUUCCCUGCAUGGCUGUGGUGGGAAUGCCCCAAAAGUGGAUGGAUGGGACCAAAGUGUGCUUAGAGCCGGCAAUUAAUUGGCGGAGCAAAGCUGAAUAAUGCAACUCUGAAGUUACAGCAAAACUUUGACAGCAACACACUGCUCUUCCUCACCACCAAGGUAGUUAGUUUUCUUUGGUGGCAGUGAAAACUUCAGUCCAUUUAUAAAACUAGCCCACCGUUUCUGUCUCAUCUGCACACCUAAGAAGUGCCUAACCAUCAGCAUUGUGUUUCCCAGGCAAGGAAUAGGAGAAGGAGGCAGGCAUGCCAGAACAACCAUAUUCCCCUUUCAGCCUCUGGCAGGAGAAACCCCAGCAUAAACCCCAGCAGGACCCGUGAACCUUUCAGCAGCAAGAAUCACAGCAGAAUGGGCAAGAGCUUUUGGGGAAGUGAGAGUGAGUCCACCCAAGAAGAGGAGAUAACAACCACCAAAUGCUCACCUUCCUCUUUGGGAAAAAGAGAUCUGGCCGGGCAACUCAGCAAAGAGACUUCUCUGCUGGCCAAGAUUGCAUCUGGAGGCUUCUGCCAUAGACAUGUUGAUGGUUCCUUGGUCAGGACGGAUUUGGCAGGGGGAGGUGCUCUUGAAAAGCCCAGAGGUGAAGCAAUGAUGAUCAGCAGCAAACCUCGCACCUCUGUAUGCUUAAGGGGGAACCUCGGACCUUUGGAGACCAGCCUGAUGCCUGCUUCAGGGGACACGGAGAAGAAGGCAGCAUUUUCAUCCACUAAAAACAUUUAA